Molecule: messenger RNA, 2829 nt
Organism: Opisthocomus hoazin
Lineage: Eukaryota; Metazoa; Chordata; Aves; Opisthocomiformes; Opisthocomidae
Source: RefSeq, a predicted model, not a curated record
AUGUCAUCAGGCCUUACAGAGGAUCAGAAGAGAAGAAUUGAAGAGAAUCGCCAGAAGGCUUUGGCUAGGAGAGCAGAGAGGCUAGCAGCCCAGAGAGGUGGACAGGUGGGGAUCGCUGGACCUUGGGUAAAAGAACAGAGUCCAGGCAGUCGGGGAAACUUCAAGGAAGAAAACAAUCGUGUCAGGUCCAUUAGCCAGCAUCAACAGAAUCCAAACAGUCCUGUGGAGCAGAAGAGCUGUCUUCAGAAAGAUUAUAACCAUUACACUGCAAACCAACAGAUGACUGGUUCACAUGGGGAGCAACAAAAGAAUCGUUCAGAAGAGUUGGAACAAGCAAGUGGCAUUAAGCAGUUCCCUACAACGGUCCCAGAGUCUCUGAGUUAUUCCCAUAAACGUUACUUGGAUGCUGGGGGUCAGGAACGUGGACAGCAAGCUUUAAUUAAUGUUGGUGCAUUCCAGCAGCCCAAAUGCUACCCAGCUUUCAAAAACCCUACAGAACCAUCUCAUCCUAGGUUAAUUGAUAAUGGGCACCCUGACGGUAGUAAAGAUUUACAAAGUCAGAACAAAUCUGCCAUAAAAUAUGUUUCACCAAUAUCUUCUCAGAAAGACAUGUUUCUGAUAACCGGCUCUGCUGGUACAGGCUCUACUUUUGAAGCUGCCUCUUGCAAGAAAGCAAAUACUGUUACCAGAGGAAAAUGUGUGAAAUACGGGGAAGACCGAUUCCAGGUCGAAAUAGGGUACAAUGCUGAACUCAUUGCUGUGUUUAAGAAGAUACCAAGCAAAAGCUAUGAUCCUGCUAUGAAAAAAUGGAAUUUCAGCCUGGAAGAUUACAGCAGUUUCAUGGAAGCAGCAAAUCAACUUUCGUCAGUAGUUCUGGCACCACUGGAUGGAGAAAAUGCAGUUGGCUUGGCAUCCAGCUCUCGUUUCGUUGGCAGUAGGGUUGAUGUGAAUUCCCUCUUGAAGAUGUGUAAGAACUGGAAGAAACCCUCAGCCUUUGUCAAAGGGAAGUGCAUGCUGAUUUCUCGCUUGCGGUUUGAGGUUGAUAUUGGGUAUUCUGCAGAAGUGAUUGGAGUGUUCAAACAGAUGGAUUCCAGAAAUUAUGAUAUGAACACCAGAAAGUGGAAUUUCCUGCUGGAGGACUAUCCCAAACUAAUGGAAGUGUUACAGAGCCUUGCGUCAGUAGAAGUGGAGCCACUGCCCAACGCAGUAAUACAGAUGUUUGCUGCUCAAAUACAGAGAUCUACAUCACAAACAGACAUUCCUGAUGCUGACCUUUCAGUAGUGGACUCCAAAGUUGUGAUGAGCCUCAUGCCCUUUCAGCGGGAAGGUGUGAAUUUUGCAAUUUUAAGAAAUGGACGUUUACUUCUUGCGGAUGACAUGGGCUUGGGCAAGACCAUCCAGGCAAUCUGCAUUGCUGCGUAUUACCGGAAAGAAUGGCCCUUGCUGGUGGUGACUCCUUCUUCUGUGAGGUUUACAUGGGCAGAGGCAUUUCACAGGUGGCUUCCAUCCUUGAGUCCAGGUAGCACCAAUGUCAUAGUGACUGGCAAAGACAACCUAACAGCAGGCUUGAUCAACAUUGUCAGCUUUGACCUCCUCAGCAAGAUGGACAAGCAACUUAAGAGCACUUUCCAAGUAGUUAUUAUUGAUGAAUCUCAUUUCCUAAGGAACAUAAAAACUGCACGAUGCCGAGCUGCCAUGCCUGUACUGAAGGCUGCCAGGAGAGUGAUCUUGCUGUCAGGAACCCCUGCCAUGUCGCGGCCUGCGGAGCUCUACACUCAGAUUGCGGCUGUCCAGCCAGCCUUCUUCCCACAGUUCCACUCCUUUGGGCUACGCUACUGUGAUGCCAGGAAGAUGCCGUGGGGUUGGGACUACUCUGGAUCAUCCAACUUAACUGAACUGAAAAUUUUGCUGGAAGAGUCCAUCAUGAUCCGACGUCUGAAAUCAGAUGUGCUUUCCCAGCUUCCAGCAAAGCAACGCAAAAUGGUUGUGGUGGCUCCUGAAGGCAUUAGUGCAAAGACCAAAGCUGUCUUGGCAGCUGAAGCAAAGAAGAUGACCAAAGGAUAUGGAAGUAAACAACAGGAGAAGGAAGCUCUUCUUCUCUUCUACAGCAGAACAGCAGAAGCUAAAAUCCAUUCAGUCGUAGAAUACAUCCUGGAGUUACUGGAAAGUGGGAAUGAUAAAUUCCUGGUGUUUGCUCAUCACAUGAUAGUGCUGGAUGCAAUAGUUGCAGAGCUGGAGAAGAAACGUGUUGAAUACAUUCGCAUUGACGGCUCCACACCUUCAGCUGAGCGGCAGUCUCUGUGUCAGAAGUUCCAGGUCUCGGAGAAGCAGGUCGUGGCUGUCUUGUCCCUCACUGCCGCAAACAUGGGCCUGACACUUUCUGCUGCGGACCUGGUGGUGUUUGCAGAGCUCUUCUGGAAUCCUGGGGUUUUGAUCCAAGCAGAAGAUCGGGCACAUCGAAUUGGACAGACCAGCUCCGUUAAUGUUCACUACCUGGUGGCUAAAGGCACAGCAGAUGACUACUUAUGGCCAAUGAUUCAGGAGAAAAUCAAAGUGUUGGGGGAAGCUGGUCUUUCAGAAACCGAUUUCUCCAAGACAGCUGAAUCCACUAAGUACUGUCCUAAGCCAGAUCCAAAGCAGAAGACCAUCUACGACCUUUUCCAGAGGACCUUCUCUGAAAGCAGAGAUGACACUGAUGAUGUUUUGCUUUUGGAGGCAGCUGAUGCUUGCGAGUUUGUCUCUGGCAGUGCCUUGCAAGACGCAGAAGGAGAGACAGGUUCAGUGAGUCCCCCCAAAAAGCGGCUUAUUGAGGAGUUUUUUAAAGUGUAA